Molecule: messenger RNA, 543 nt
Organism: Pseudovirgaria hyperparasitica
Lineage: Eukaryota; Fungi; Ascomycota; Dothideomycetes; Acrospermales; Acrospermaceae
Exons: 2
Coding region: 1-543 (180 amino acids)
Biological process (GO): protein lipoylation
Cellular component (GO): mitochondrion
Molecular function (GO): lipoyl(octanoyl) transferase activity
Source: RefSeq, a predicted model, not a curated record
AUGAUCCUCCGACACAUCCACAUCCCCAACCCAAUCCCCUACCUCCGCGCCUCCGCCCUCCAAGAAACCCUCGUCGCAUCCUUCCUCUCCGCCAAAGCCACCCACACCCCCCUCCCACCCCCAGCAAUCAUAACCGCGCAAUUCCACCCCGUCUACACCCUCGGCCGCCGCGACAAAGACACCCUGACCCCCGCGCAAAAGACAACCCUCUCCCACAACGGCGCCGCCGAAGUCCACUACGCCCUCCGCGGCGGCCAAACCACCUUCCACGGCCCGGGCCAACUAGUCGCCUACCCGAUCCUGGACCUGCGCUCGCACGGCCUGACGCCGAGGCGCUACGUGUGUAUGCUGGAGCAGGCGCUGAUAGCGACGUGUGCGCGGUACGGGGUGUGCGCGGGCACGACGGAGCAUACGGGCGUGUGGGUGGGGGUGGGUGAGGGGGAGGGAGAGCGGAAGAUUGCGGCGGAAGAUGUAGGAGGCUGUGGGGAUCGCAAAGCCCGGCAUGAUGGCAGAAAUAUGAAUCAACAGAGUUCAAGAGAAUAA